This is a messenger RNA of Fopius arisanus, 1577 nucleotides long. RefSeq names its product transport and golgi organization 4 (gene Tango4). Gene Ontology annotation, cellular component: catalytic step 2 spliceosome; precatalytic spliceosome; Prp19 complex. NCBI's taxonomy places the organism in Eukaryota, Metazoa, Arthropoda, Insecta, Hymenoptera, Braconidae. The record is from RefSeq and is a predicted model, not a curated record. The transcript has 3 exons. Gene Ontology annotation, biological process: mRNA splicing, via spliceosome. Bases 96 to 1460 code for a protein of 454 amino acids. Gene Ontology annotation, molecular function: protein binding.
UCUUAACCUCUCAAAACUUCAAGUGUUGAAUAAUAAAGUGUAUAAAAGCGUGAAAGUUCAGUUCAAUAUAAUUCAACCUCAUUAAUCGCCCUAAAAUGGACGUGCAGAAGCUGUCAGUCCAUACCCUAGUCUUUCGUUCUUUGAAGCGUUCUCAUGAUUUUUUCCUUCACAACUACGGGUCUCUCCCUCCAGUCGACGAAUCCGUGGAAAAACAGAAGAAGAUGAUUAAAUCCCGUGACUCGUACGGUCCAAUAAUGGACCGAGUGAAACAGAACGCUCAGACGAAGCCCCGACCCUCCGACAACGACGCAGCAGAUCCACCACCUCCUGGUGACGAAUCAUUCACCACUCCUGAGAGUUCGACUGUUGUUCCUUACACACCCACUUCCACUCCAGUCUCGUCGACUCUCGUCCCGUCCAAUUCAUCAUCAAACACUGUUGCACUUCCCGUGAAAAAAGCCCCGACGAUGGCUAAACCCAAGUGGCAUGCCCCAUGGAAACUCUACAGAGUUAUCAGUGGUCAUCUGGGUUGGGUGCGUUGCUGCGCCGUGGAACCUGGAAACGAGUGGUUUGCUACUGGCUCUGGAGAUCGAGUAAUCAAGAUCUGGGAUUUAGCCAGUGGAAAAUUAAAGGUCUCCUUGACUGGUCACAUCAGCAGCGUUCGAGGUCUGGCAGUAUCUCACAGGCAUCCUUACUUGUUCUCAUGUGGUGAAGACAGACAGGUAAAAUGCUGGGAUUUGGAGUACAACAAAGUUAUUCGUCAUUAUCAUGGACAUUUGUCAGCAGUCUAUUCGUUGGCUCUUCAUCCCACGAUUGACGUCUUGGUGACAGCUGGUAGGGAUUCGACAGGACGAGUCUGGGACAUGAGGACGAAGGCAAACGUCCAUACCCUCGUAGGGCACACAAAUACUGUUGCCAGUGUAAUCUGCCAGGCGUCAGAGCCUCAGAUCGUUACAGGCAGCCACGAUUGCACGAUUAGACUGUGGGAUUUAGCCGCUGGAAAGACCAGAAUCACAUUGACGAAUCACAAGAAGAGCGUUCGAUCCGUUUGCUUUCAUCCAACGCAAAACAUGUUCGCUUCAGCAUCCCCUGACAAUAUUAAACAGUGGAAGUGUCCUGAUGGGAUUUAUAUCCAGAAUUUGUCUGGACAUAAUGCUAUUGUCAAUUGCCUGGCUGUUAAUGAGGACGGCGUGCUCGUUUCUGGGGCCGAUAAUGGCACUAUGCAUCUUUGGGACUGGAGGACUGGUUACAAUUUUCAAAGGCUUCAGGCUCCCGUCCAGCCUGGCUCCAUGGACAGUGAAGGGGGAAUCUUCAGCAUCACUUUCGAUAUGUCUGGCACGAGGAUGAUCACCACUGAGGCUGACAAAACUAUUAAGGUUUAUAAAGAAGAUGACAGUGCCAGCGAGGAAACGCAUCCUGUUAAUUGGAGGCCGGAUAUCAUUAAGAGAAGGAAAUAUUAAAUGAGUAAUUAAAAUUGAUUGCAGGACUUGUACGGAAUUUUUCUCUGGCGUGGAUCUUGGACGAAUGAACGUGUGUAAUUGUGAUUAAUUGUAUAAAUAUAAAUUUUGAUAAGAUUA